AUGGCUGUCAUUACCGAGAAGAACAAUUACAAACAACAAAAACAGGGUGAAAAUAUUUCAAUUUUGCCUGUUUUUUCCGAACCGAAGAACUGGAACUUACAGAUAUCCAAUUCAGGGGUUUCGAAGAAUGGCGUUCAAUCCGUUCAAGCAUCUGCGACUUCAUUUGGAUCAAAGAAUGAGACACGAGUAGACGAGAGUGAAAUCUAUACUCUUGAUGGUAUAAGAAGUUCUUUAAUUCGACAAGAAGAUAGCAUUAUAUUUAGCCUUGUAGAAAGAGCUCAAUUUUGCUACAAUGAGGAUACAUAUGACCCUAAUGCUUUCUUCAUGGAUGGCUUCAAAGGUUCUUUAGUUGAGUUCAUGGUCAAAGAAACCGAAAAAGUCCAUGCUCAGGUUGGAAGAUACAAGAGCCCUGAUGAACACCCGUUUUUCCCAAAAGACUACCUGACCUAUGUUGCCCCCAUUGGAAUACCCACAGAUAUUAAUAUUAACCUCAAAAUAUGGGAUAUAUACUUCAAAGAUCUUCUCCCUAGACUUGUAAAGGAAGGAAAUGAUGGUAAUUGUGGAUCAGCAGCAACCUGUGACUCCACCUGCUUGCAGGCCCGCCCUGUCUAA
This is a messenger RNA of Lactuca virosa, 612 nucleotides long. NCBI's taxonomy places the organism in Eukaryota, Viridiplantae, Streptophyta, Magnoliopsida, Asterales, Asteraceae. The record is from the annotation of a GenBank genome assembly.